AUGCCAAUUAAUGGAGAUGUUUGGUUAAAACUAAGUGUUCAAGGAAGAAUUCAUGUUAAAUUAGAAACAUUUAAAGGAAUUCAACAAUAUUAUCCUUCAUUUCAAAAUGGUCAAAAUGGGAUUGCAUUAAAAGUUAUGGAUGAAUCUACACCAACACUAUAUUCAACUCAACAAUUUAAUCCUAAUUCAUUUGGAUUACAUAUUGAUAAAAAUGAAGCAUCUAAAUUCAAACCAAAACAAUUCAUUAAUCUUCAAUCAGAUUCACAACUUUCUUCAAGUAAAAGUUUCAAUUUAAAUCAUCCUUUUGAACAAGGAAGUAGUGAUUGUAGUUACUAUGCUUUAUCGUGUGGUAAAUAUGUCCAAUACUAUGGACCUUUACCUUCAGCACCUCCUUAA
Molecule: messenger RNA, 396 nt
Organism: Entamoeba dispar SAW760
Lineage: Eukaryota; Evosea; Mastigamoebida; Endamoebidae
Exons: 1
Coding region: 1-396 (131 amino acids)
Source: RefSeq, a predicted model, not a curated record